UCGGCUGCUUUUAACUCCACGAUGAUUUUUAGAUCUGCACACCCUGUGAUUCAAAAGAAAAUACUAAUUAAUGUUAUGGAGAGGUAUAUGCUCUGCUUGUCAAAUUUGUAAUAUAAGGUGUUCUUCAUUCACCUUUUUUAAACAUAUUUUGAAGGUUCUAUCACUGAUUUUAGCAAGUGAACUGACUCAUGAACAAUUAUCACUAAACAAACAAACAAAAAACAGCUGUGGAUCAUUCAGGUAACAGCAGAGUAUGCAAACUUUUGAACAGGGUCUAUUUUUUUUGUAAAUUGAACUAACGUAUUGUUUUCUCUUAUGGACUAUAUGCAUAUGUCUUUUACUAAACAAAAAAUAUCCCACUCAUUUUGGUAAAAUAAUUAACAUUUUGCAGUUUCUCCAAGGUGUAUGUAAACUUUUGACUUCAACUGUACGUAUGAUUCACACAAUUUGGCUAAAUAGGCCACUGUUCAUGGUCAUAUCUUUGCAACAUUUUGAACAGUCAUGAAACCUACUCCUAACUUGUUCUGUAACAAGGCAAAGUAAGUGUAGGCUAAUUCCAAUAGAAGAAGAAGAUAUGCGGUUUCCUACCGCGACUCACCAGUUAUAUCCAUCAGAAAUUUUACUGUUCCUGGUCAGUUUCAUCUUUUGGCCACAUCUUGAACAAAGUACUCUGCUUGUGAGUAGCUUUUUCUUUUGAAGCCAUUUUAUUACUUUGAGCUUUCCCUUUUUUGAGGGCUUUUGAACCGCCAUUAGCAACAAUUUAGUCAUUAAUCCCGCCAUAGUGAAGGGUCGUUCCUUCCUUAACAAUUCGUUAUUUUUGAACAAAUCUUUGAUGUGAAUCGGCAAGAACGCGUCGUCUCUGGGAGUGACUCGUUGAGUCGCGCAUAUGCAUAACAUUCAAUAGAUUCUGCACUGUCUGUAAUUAAUUCGCCUGUUUCCAAUCAUUUUCGAGUCGUUCGUUGAUGACAUGAUGGACCAAUAAGCUUAACCAAUGCAGUUUGAACAUUCCGAGCAAGAAAAAGAAUUGAUUAGUUUGGACCAUGGACCUUGGACGAGUCUUUGGUUUUUCGAGUCUCUUCGUUCAUCACCUGACCGUCCCAGUAAAUUGACCAAUAUUUCAGUGCUCGGUGUUAACAUGAAGCAUAGCCAUAACAUAAUAAACAUUUUGAAUAAAAUUAAAACUUUUGGAGUGGUACCUUCGUUUGAAGUCUUUACAUGCUGGGACAACUCCAAAGAAGUGCAAGACCCAUCAGAAUUGCAUGUUAGUAUUAAAGGUGGACAUACUUGUAUUUUGAAAAUCGCUCCAAUGGCAGAUGACGAAGAAGAAGAAGUGGUUGUUGCGCCCAAAAUCGAACGCAAACGUGACAAGGAGAGCACAAUGGCGACUAGACGUGGGAGGCCAAUUAAGAUAAAUCCAAAGUAUGGUGCAGCUACAGAUGUCCCUGUGUCUGCUGUUCAGGAAAAUGCAGGAUCCAGUAUGCAGACUGCACAGCAAGUGUGCAGACAAAUCCCUGUGUCUGCUGUUCAGGAAAAUGCAAGAACAGAAGUUGCACCCACCAUACAAAUACAAUUCCAAAAUGCAAAGCAAACAAUAGAAGUUCAAAAACAGAAAAUCCUUCACCUGGAGGAUAAGGUUAACUCUCUGACAGAGGAGAGAAAUUAUCUUCGUGCAAGACUUGAAGAUGCUUUAAUUCAGAAGGGUCCCUCAGAAGGGGUACCUACACAGACUGCAACUACAAGAAAGAGCAGUACUUCUGAAUCUUCAAAUUUUUCAACUUCCGAGUCCUCUGAUUCUGAGCCCCCAAAACACAAAAAAAGAAAGGUUAAGGAGAAACACAGAGCGAAAAGACAUAAGAAAUCAAAGAAAUUGACUUCUGACUAUUCCAAAAGAGUGCAUACCCCAGAAGAAUCGCUGAAGAGGUACUACAAGGUAUUAAACCUUGUAAAACAGGGCCUGAGUAAGGCAGAGGCCUACAACAGACUAAACGUUGACAGGAACACAAUAGUCAUCCAGGCUCCAAUUGCAGAGUUAGCAGCAGCUAAUCCAGAAUCAUUCCGCAAGCUAAGGCAGAUGUUUAAAAAGGGAGAUAGCAUCCUGAAAUUUGCCGAAAGCUGUCUUUGUCUUUGUAAAGAAAAGGCCAAUGAGGAUGUGAUUAAACAAAUGAAAGAGGCAAAUGACCUGCUUGACAUAAAUAAAAAAUGAACGAUAAGCACA
Messenger RNA from Megalobrama amblycephala (Wuchang bream), 2215 nucleotides. Its product is annotated as coiled-coil domain-containing protein 106-like. Gene Ontology annotation, cellular component: nucleoplasm. NCBI's taxonomy places the organism in Eukaryota, Metazoa, Chordata, Actinopteri, Cypriniformes, Xenocyprididae. The transcript is spliced from 6 exons. Bases 992 to 2203 code for a protein of 403 amino acids. The record is from RefSeq and is a predicted model, not a curated record.